AGUGCAUUGUCCCAUUGUCAGUGAAUGCAACAUUAAUCUGGCACAGGAGCCAGUACAAGAUGGCUACCGCUGCGGGCCGAUACUACGGAGAAGGUGGCAGAGCAACAAAACGACAGAAAACAGAGGACGGAGGGAUGACAACGGAGAGCUACGAUGACCCUCACAAACCACUCCCCUCCCCGGUGGUGCACAUCAGGGGCUUGGUCGACGGUGUUGUGGAGACUGACUUGGUGGAAGCCUUGCAAGAAUUCGGGGCCAUCAGUUCUGUGGUAAUGAUGCCCAAUAAGCGCCAAGCCUUGGUGGAGUAUGAAGACAUGAAUGGAUCCUGCAAUGCUGUUACCUAUGCAGCUGAGAACCAGGUUUACAUUGCAGGCCACCCUGCCUUCAUCAAUUAUUCCACAAGCCAAAAGAUCUCUCGGCCAGGAGACUCAGACGACACCCGGACCGUGAACAAUGUGCUGCUGCUCACGAUCAUAAACCCCAUCUACCCCAUCACAACGGAUGUGUUGUACACCGUAUGUAACAACUGUGGUCCUGUACAGAGGAUCGUCAUCUUCAGAAAGAAUGGUGUUCAGGCCAUGGUGGAAUUUGACUCCAUCCAAAGCGCCCAGAGGGCCAAAGCGUCGCUCAACGGGGCAGACAUCUACUCCGGUUGCUGCACACUGAAGAUAGAAUAUGCCAAGCCUUCUCGCCUAAAUGUCUUCAAGAACGAUCAGGGCACGUGGGACUACACAAACCCUAAUCUGAGUGGCCAAGAUGCUGAUGGUGAAGGCAAUUGGAACAGCACACAAGAUCCAAAUGCCAAUCCCAACAAACGCCAGAGGCAGCCUGCUCUUCUUGGAGACCACCCACCUGAUUAUGGUGGCCCUCAGGGAGGUUACCAUGGCUACAAUGAUGACACUUAUGGUCCCCCUCCCCACCGCAUGGGGCCAGGUAUGGGCGGACGUGGUCGUGGUAAUCAGCGCUACGGCCCUGGAUACGGGCCACCACCCCCUGAAUACGGUCCUCACGCCGACUCACCAGUUCUUAUGGUGUACGGCCUCGAGCCCUCAAAGAUCAAUGCUGACAAGGUCUUCAACAUCUUCUGCCUGUAUGGCAAUGUAGAGAGGGUUAAGUUCAUGAAGAGCAAGCCUGGGGCAGCGAUGGUGGAGAUGGGUGACUGUUACUCUGUGGACAGAGCCAUCAAUCAUCUUAACAACAACUUCCUUUUUGGACAAAAACUCAACGUCUGUGUGUCAAAGCAGCAGGCUAUUGUUCCAGGACAGAGCUACCAGUUAGAAGACAACACCAGUAGCUUCAAGGACUUCCAUGGUUCCCGCAACAACCGCUUCACCUCCCCAGAGCAGGCAGCCAAGAACCGUAUCCAGCACCCGAGCAAUGUCCUGCAUUUCUUCAAUGCACAGCCUGACAUCUCGGAGGAGAUCUUCAACCAGGUCUGCGAAGACUUAGGAAUUAAGAACCCUUCAAGUGUGAAGCUUUUCAGUGGAAAGAGUGAGCGAAGUUCUUCAGGCUUACUGGAGUGGGAAUCUAUUAAUGAUGCCAUGGAAGCCCUAGCAUUGAUGAACCAUCACCAGAUGAAAAACCCUAGUGGGCCUUACCCUUACACUCUAAAGCUGUGUUUCUCAACCACCCACCAUGCCAACUAAUUACACUUCAUUCAAACAAUGAACAAUAUAAUGUUCUUAUGUCUCAUUAAAAUGUUCACUCACUAUCGACACAAAUAGGCUUGUUGUGCUUCAACCUUUUCAAACCGCCACACCCCCCAGUACAGAGGCCAGCGUGGUUGCGUUGGUGUUGCUGUGAUAACUGCUACGCAACACUUGUAUCACUACACACAUGCUAUACAUCCACCUAACUGGGAAGAACGUCGGCUAAAAGCUCAGCCAGCUCAAUUUUCGAAAAACUGAGGAUAACUCAAACCACAAGCCCUUAAACGAGCAAUCGACGAAAACAAGCAAGCGGUCUGAGACGAGCAUGUGUCAUGAAUCAUUUCAUAAAACAAAACACUAAUGUCACAAACUUGGCACCAUUUGAAAGCAAGCACUUCAGCAGUUCUCUUAUCCUGUAGCAAAGAUCUAAAAUUUCACAUCUACAGUAACCAUCAAACUCUCCCCUUUACUUUGGUACCUUUUGGAUAUGUCUUUUUUUCUAGCAAGCCUCUCAAUCCCCGGGUUAAAGAGGUUAAUAUCUAAUUACUUUAGAUGAAGUUAUGUUUAAGUUUUGUAAAAAUUUGUUGACAUCACAUUUUUGUUUGAACAAAUCAACCAUGCACAAGCUCAUUCAUGCAUUUCAAUGUCAACAGUUUUUUUUUGGUUUUCAAAUAAACAGAGAAUUCACUUGUCAGAA
Molecule: messenger RNA, 2346 nt
Organism: Dunckerocampus dactyliophorus (ringed pipefish)
Lineage: Eukaryota; Metazoa; Chordata; Actinopteri; Syngnathiformes; Syngnathidae
Gene: hnrnpl
Product: heterogeneous nuclear ribonucleoprotein L
Exons: 14
Coding region: 60-1646 (528 amino acids)
Biological process (GO): regulation of RNA splicing; mRNA processing
Cellular component (GO): nucleus
Molecular function (GO): mRNA binding
Source: RefSeq, a predicted model, not a curated record